AUGGAGAAAGACGGAGAAAUACGCGUCGAUCUGCCUAGGAAACCUAUCACGCAGCGCGCCCGUGUGGUGGUGGCGACGCCCGAGGCGCGCCGGUGCUCCCAGUUGGGCAGGAUCUUAGCCUCGGCGUACAUCAACAUUCGUACCGCGGAGACGCUGCCGUCCGGUGGAGUCCAAAGUCUUAGCCGGAUAGUGUUAAGAGCUCCGCGACAGGCUGCACAAGCGCGAGGACAUAAUACUGCGACUGGUGCUCACCAGCAACGACGACGCGGCUUCGCCGUUGUACAGGUGGAUGCGCACGGCAUAAUGCGAUGGAAUGGCUCGUGGUUUCGCCGCCAGCCGAUGGGAAAUGCCAGCUUAGGAAUCAGAGCAGCCGCCGGUAGCCAAGAUGAGCUUUAA
This is a messenger RNA of Colletotrichum destructivum, 396 nucleotides long. RefSeq lists its product as uncharacterized. The coding region runs from base 1 to 396 and encodes 131 amino acids. The record is from RefSeq and is a predicted model, not a curated record. The transcript has a single exon. Lineage: Eukaryota; Fungi; Ascomycota; Sordariomycetes; Glomerellales; Glomerellaceae.